UUGCACCCCCAUGGUACAGGUUUCUCUGUCGUUCCUCCUACCUGCACUCCUGAACCCAUGAAUAUCCGGAGAGGGAAGCAGCCUGCCUGUGCAAGGGGCUGAGACGUGCAAAUUCUGAAGUGAAAGCUGGGGACAGCUUUUCUUGGGUGGGAACAUCAGCUGUCAUUCAGGUUUUCCUUCUAGACUCCUUGGGCAAGUAACUGAGUUUGGGGGACAUCGCCAUGGACCCACUUUCAGAGUUGCAGGAUGACCUGACUCUGGAGGACACCAAUCAGUCCCUAAACCAGCUCAAACUGGCCUCCUUAGAUGAGAAGAACUGGCCAGCAGAUGAAGUGCCUGUUUUUCCCAAGUCAGAGGAUACCAAUCACUCCCCUGAAGCCAUCACUCACCUCCGCUGGGAUGAUCCAUACUAUGAUAUUGCGCGGCACCAGAUUGUGGAGGUAGCAGGUGAUGACAAGUAUGGACGGAAAGUAAUUUUGUUCAGUGCCUGCCGGAUGCCGCCCAGCCAUCAACUUGACCAUGUGAAACUGCUGCAGUAUCUUAAGUUCACACUGGACCAGUAUGUGGAGAGUGACUACACAUUGGUGUAUCUGCACCAUGGCCUCACCAGUGAGAACAAGCCGUCCCUGGGCUGGCUGCGGGAUGCUUACCGGGAAUUUGACCGCAAGUACAAGAAGAACAUCAAAGCGCUGUUCAUUGUGCACCCAACGAUGUUCAUCAAGACGCUGCUGAUUCUCUUCAAGCCUCUGAUCAGUUUCAAGUUUGGCCGGAAGAUUUUUUAUGCGAACUUCUUGAGUGAGCUGGAGGAGCACGUGAAGCUGGGGCAGCUAGGGAUCCCAAGCCAGGUGCUAAAAUAUGAUGAGUACCUGAAAUCACUGCAGAAACCUUCUCAAGUGCCCCAGAAGCCAACCCCCCCACGCCCGCCCCUGCCAAACCAGCAGUUUGGGGUGUCUCUGCAGCACCUAAGGGAGAAGAGCCCUGAUCAGUCCCCUAUCCCACUCGUGGUCAGGGAGACCAUUGCUUAUCUGCGGGAGCAUGCUCUGACAACAGAAGGGGUUUUCCGGAGAUCAGCGAACACACAGGUUGUAAAAGAGGUCCAACAAAAAUACAACAUGGGAAUAUCGGUGGAUUUCCAGCAAUAUGAGGGUGUUCACCUCUCUGCCGUGAUCCUCAAGACAUUCCUUCGGGAGCUGCCAGAGCCUCUGCUCACGUUUGGCCUCUACAACCAUGUUGUCAACUUCCAGAACACUGAGGAGUCGAAUCGCGUGGAUGUUGUUCGCAAAACCCUCCAAGCCCUGCCUGAGGAAAACUACCAAGUGCUCUGUUUGCUGAUGACCUUCUUGGCAGAGGUCUCCGCCAACUGCGACGUGAACAAGAUGACAAACACCAACCUGGCAGUGGUUUUUGGCCCCAACCUGCUGUGGGCCAAGGAUGCAGCUAUCACCCUCAAGGCCAUCAACCCCAUCAACGCCUUUACCAAGUUCCUGCUGGACAACCAGAAGGUGCUGUUCCAGGACGUGGAGGCCUAAGCUGGGGCCAGCCCACACUAGCACACUGUGCCCACCUUCCCCCUCCCUCUUCCUACCUUGUGGAGCUGUGGCCAGGAGCCUCCGGUACAGAGGGUUCAUUAGAGCUCAGGCAGUGAGCAGAGUGAGGGCUGUGGAGAUGGUGGGACUGCAAAAAAGCAGGUGACUAUUUGCCAGAGGUAGGGGAGGGGAGCUGGUCUCCCCAUUCCUGGGAGCGGAGGCUUGUCCCCCCAGCCAUUCUGUGCAGCUCUUCCCUGGCCAUGCUGCUGUACUGGGGGCUGUUCUCUCUCUCUCCUUCCCUCCAAGGGCUCCUUUCUGCCCUCCUCUCCUCCCUCCAGCAGUCCUGCUUCUGUGCAGCUCCCCAGAUCCCAGCUCAUUCCUCCUUCCUGCAUCAGCUAGGCUAGCAGAGCCAGGGAGAGCUUGGCUCGAUUGGUGGGGCAGGAUGCCAGCCCCUCCUAUCGGAAGCUGUCCUGGCUCCUUGCCCCCAGCUGGAGCAGGUCAGGUAAGCCUUGUGCUGCCUGUGUUGCUCCUGGGCUAAUAACAACCCAGUGUACAAGUGAAGGAGUAACUCGCUCUCGGGGGGUUGGGCCACUGCGCUCUGCCAGAGACUCUGUGAUUGAGGGGAGUUGGCUUAGCCCUGCCCUCUGCUGGCACUUUUACACCAGGGAGCCAGUAAUGCCUCCCCAGGGGGCACUGGCACUUACUGCCAUUACUGGUCACUUUCACCAAGAGGUGGGUGUGCGGGCCUGGGGUCUGGGGUGUUUAGCAUGUGGUAGCCCAAGACUACUCAGUUCUGGCUCUAAUGGGUCCCCUUGGCUUUGUCCUUGGCUCCUGGUGGGAACGUUUCAUUCCAGACCCGGCCUCAAUGGGUAUGUGCUACCUGGGGAUGCAGGGCCCCCUUUGUAAUGCUCUGUGGUCAGUAAGCUUGUUGGAAUCAUGCAGGGGCAAGUGCCCUGGCGGCACUUGACUCCCCGUUGCCAAAGCCCACAAUUAACACUGCCUUUCUUUGUGGCUGCAGCACAGGGACACUCCUGGGGCCCCAGCUUCUCUGCUGGCUAGCCCCGAUCCCAGCUGCUUUUUGACUUUGCGGGUGUGUGGAAAUUUAUCCAGAAAAAAUGUAAGUCAGAAUGUGGCCUGAAAGGAGGGGCCUGGGCACUGAGGUCAAACCUUAGUCAGAGCGUGCAGGGCCUGGAUUGCAGGAAUGUGUCCAGGGCUGAGCUCUCAGGUGCCAAAGCUACCAGGAGCAUUGUGCCAUACAGCAUGCCCCAAGCCCAGUACCUCCCUGCCCCAUGUGUCCCUUCCACCCUGUCAGGGGAGCUGCUUGGAUGCAGCCCUUAUGUGCAAGGCGGGUAGCGAGGGAGCUGGUUCUCUGCAGGCCAGGCUCAGGAACAAAGCAGGCAGAUCCCCUUGUGAGGCAGGUGCACUGCAGUCAGUGCCUCAGGGUUGGUUGUAGUAUGUGGGGAUCCCCUCUGCCACUUGCUAAAGUAACUGGGAGCUCACCUCUCCUGUUCUUGGCCUUCUCGAGAGAGGCUUCCAUACUGGAGCAAGACUCUCUGUUUCUAGCCUCGCUCCCUAAGAUCCAUAAUCCUUGUGUCCUGCUGUGCCAGGGGCUAGUCCUGGGCCUAGCUGCAGCCCAGCCCUGGGGAAACAUUGGGACCAAGCACAGCUCAUCUUAUAAAGUGGCAAUUUCCUGUUGGACAUUGAGCUGCUUUUAAUAAGAUUUUAACCUGCCCUAGAAGUUGACCAGAGGCUGAUACCUUGGUUUAAAAAUAUGACAAACUGCUGAUGAGCAUCAACAACAGGAAUGGGGUCUCCUCUGCCAGGCCCAGGAGCAGGGACCCAGGAUUGGCAGGAACUCUGUCCUGCAGUGCAGCCUAGGCUCAGUGCGGUCUCUCUUGCCAUUGCCAACUGCGCACGGGGUGACACCCAGACGGGUGAGAUGGGUAAGUGGAGGAGCAGAGAAUUCGGAGGAGGGUUGGAGUACUGGCAGUGCAUGGCUUGGGGUCAGCCAUCCCACAUCGGGUGCUGAGGCUCUGGGAGGCUGAAGGGCCCCGUGGGGGAGGCACCAGGCCCAGAGCUGUAUGUUCUGCUUUGUGCCAGUUGAAUUUCUGUCUGUUGGGCUGGGACACAAAUGACUUUUGCUGUGAAUGAGUCUAUAGUGAUGGUCUGAGUGGGUCACUAAGGGCUUCUAAUUGAGCUUGACUUCUGCUAGAUCCAGCAGCCUCCCGUGGAGGUUUCUUGGGAAAUCUGAAGGGACGUGGGGCUCCUACUGAGAUCAGGGGGGAGGAUAGUGUAGGAAGAGCCCUGUGCUUGUCCCCUGAGCUUUGUUAGGUUAUGCUUAGUGUUGACAAGCUCGAAGGGGGUGUGAGAUCCCAUAUCAUAGCUUCUAUCCACCCCCUCUCAAGGGGAGUAUUCCCAUCCUGCAUGUAUGUCAGAGCAAAACUAGGCUGGGAUUGCUGAUGAUAUCUGGGCCACAGCUCAUUGUUCCUUGGCCUAGAUUAAAUCUCCCCUGAGGAAAGGCAAAACAAGCUCCGUUCCUUGGGAACAAUCAGAAUCUUAAGGACAGUAGCCCAGAAUAGAAAUUCCCCCUGGCCUGGCUGCAGACUCAGCUGCUGCUCUCUGAAGUGAAUUCCUGCCCAUGUGUGCACACAGCUGGUAGUACUGAAGCCUGAGCUGGUCCGUGUUGAGAAAUCAGGGUGGGGCAGCCCAGGGGCUGGGAGGUAUUUCCAUAACCUCCCAGAAACACUAAAAAAAAUUCUAUGUAGUUAAAACUCCUGCAUUUAGGGGCUUUCCUAUUUGAAUAUAAUGGUGCCCGCUGCAAAGCCCUGUGCUAGUGGCUAACUCUGCUUCUGGGGCAGAGCUCUGCAUGGGGAAGGGAGCAGACCUGGCGAAAAGUCAGGGUGUUGGUACUGCACAUGGUGAGAAUGGGCUUCCAAGGUUUUGGGAGAAAUCCAGUGUAAAUAUUCCCAUUCCUUUAUCCACUCCCCUGCCUGAUCUACUGGCCCUGCCAAGAGGCCUGGGACAGGCAUGGCAGCUAUGGCUACUUUACUUCUCAAUUUAGUCUUCUGGAUGCCUUUUAUGAAAAUAUUACACUUGGGCUUGUGUGUGAAGCGGUGGCCUGGGCCUGACUGCAGCCCUUGGCUUCCCACACUGGAUGGCAGGUGAGUGACUGAGCCCACAUCUCUGCCAAUGAACUGGGAACUGAACUGCCUUCCCUGUCUGGCUGCCUCUGGGGCCGUACAGUCUGAGGCAGAGCUGGGAGAGAGGUAGCAUGAAGGUAGCUAGAGUGACUAGAGGAUCAACCUUGGCCCAAGAGGCCACACUAGUCCCUGCUGCCUGUAAGUGAUGGUUGGCAGCAGGUAUGGGGUUGCAUGGUUACUCUGUGUAUUUGUCUCCCAUAAAGUGUCCUUGUGGACACAGCUGCCCAAGAGCUUCUUUCCCAGCGCGGCUUCUGCAUUAAUAUUGACCACAGUGGCCCUUUCGGGGUGAAACAUUGUCUCCCCUCUGGGCCUUGCUCUGCAGUGCUCAACUCCUCUGCUUCCCUUAUUCCAGUGGUAUCUGAGCAGCCAGUGAGUAUACACUGCACAACUGGCUCUAGCAGUCAGCCCCUCUACCUGUCUUUUCUGGAGCAAGAGCCUUUGGGUGGUGCAGAUGAGGCACGGCUAAUUUGAUGCCUUAUAGUAACUUCUCUCCUGACUUGGCAGAGACCUCUGAGGGCCAAACUAGUCCCUGACUGCUCUUCCAAGCAGUGGGGCUCUAGUGCAGUUCACAGCUUUGCUUUUUGUUGGUGUUCCCUGCCUUCUCUCCAGUUGGUGUUUGGCAGGCGCAGGGCUGGGGGUUUUACUGUAACAUUAAUUCACAUCAAUUUUUAUUUCCUUCUGUGCUGCACCAAUCUUGUAUUUCACAGUUUGCACUUUUUGUAUUUCAAUAAAAAUCAAAACCCAGCCCCAGA
Pelodiscus sinensis (Chinese soft-shelled turtle) is the source of this 5478-nucleotide messenger RNA. Lineage: Eukaryota; Metazoa; Chordata; Testudines; Trionychidae. The record is from RefSeq and is a predicted model, not a curated record.